Messenger RNA from Rhinopithecus roxellana (golden snub-nosed monkey), 3220 nucleotides. It is a transcript of the gene SYVN1, whose product is annotated as synoviolin 1. Gene Ontology annotation, cellular component: cytoplasm. The record is from RefSeq and is a predicted model, not a curated record. The transcript has 15 exons. The coding region runs from base 194 to 2155 and encodes 653 amino acids. NCBI's taxonomy places the organism in Eukaryota, Metazoa, Chordata, Mammalia, Primates, Cercopithecidae.
GGCGCAGUGCGAGCCAGGGCAGGACGCAUUUGGUACGACCCACGCCGCGCCCCGCGCCGCCGGAAGUGAGGUGUCUGACCCCCGAAGUUCCGGUUCGCAGGGGGUGGGGAGUGUUGUUAACCCGAGCGGCCGCCGCAGUCGCGCGGAUUGAGCGGGCUCGCGGCGCUGCGUUCCUGGUCUCCGGGCCAGGGCAAUGUUCCGCACGGCAGUGAUGAUGGCGGCCAGCCUGGCGCUGACCGGGGCUGUGGUGGCUCACGCCUACUACCUCAAACACCAGUUCUACCCCACUGUGGUGUACCUGACCAAGUCCAGCCCCAGCAUGGCAGUCCUGUACAUCCAGGCCUUUGUCCUUGUCUUCCUCCUGGGCAAGGUGAUGGGCAAGGUGUUCUUUGGGCAACUGAGGGCAGCAGAGAUGGAGCACCUUCUGGAACGUUCCUGGUAUGCCGUCACAGAGACUUGUCUGGCCUUCACCGUUUUUCGGGAUGACUUCAGCCCCCGCUUUGUUGCACUCUUCACUCUUCUUCUCUUCCUCAAAUGUUUCCACUGGCUCGCUGAGGAUCGUGUGGACUUUAUGGAACGCAGCCCCAACAUCUCCUGGCUCUUUCACUGCCGCAUUGUCUCUCUCAUGUUCCUCCUGGGCAUCCUGGACUUCCUCUUCGUCAGCCACGCCUAUCACAGCAUCCUGACCCGUGGGGCUUCUGUGCAGCUGGUGUUUGGCUUUGAGUAUGCCAUCCUGAUGACGAUGGUGCUCACCAUCUUCAUCAAGUAUGUGCUGCACUCCGUGGACCUCCAGAGUGAGAACCCCUGGGACAACAAGGCUGUGUACAUGCUCUACACAGAGCUGUUUACAGGCUUCAUCAAGGUUCUGCUGUACAUGGCCUUCAUGACUAUCAUGAUCAAGGUGCACACCUUCCCACUCUUUGCCAUCCGGCCCAUGUACCUGGCCAUGAGACAGUUCAAAAAAGCUGUGACAGAUGCCAUCAUGUCUCGCCGAGCCAUCCGCAACAUGAACACCCUGUAUCCAGAUGCCACCCCAGAGGAGCUCCAGGCAAUGGACAAUGUCUGCAUCAUCUGCCGAGAAGAGAUGGUGACUGGUGCCAAGAGACUGCCUUGCAACCACAUUUUCCAUACCAGCUGCCUGCGCUCCUGGUUCCAGCGGCAGCAGACCUGCCCCACCUGCCGUAUGGAUGUCCUUCGGGCAUCGCUGCCAGCCCAGUCACCACCACCCCCGGAGCCUGCGGAUCAGGGGCCACCCCCUGCACCCCACCCCCCACCACUCUUGCCUCAGCCCCCCAACUUCCCCCAGGGCCUCCUGCCUCCUUUUCCUCCAGGCAUGUUCCCACUGUGGCCCCCCAUGGGCCCCUUUCCACCUGUUCCGCCUCCCCCCAGCUCAGGAGAGGCUGUGGCCCCUCCAUCCACCAGUGCAGCAGCCCUUUCUCGGCCCAGUGGAGCAGCUACCACAGCUGCUGGCACCAGUGCUGCUGCUGCUUCUGCCACAGCAUCUGGCCCAGGCUCUGGCUCUGCCCCAGAAGCUGGCCCUGCCCCUGGCUUCCCCUUCCCUCCUCUCUGGAUGGGUAUGCCCCUGCCUCCGCCCUUUGCCUUCCCCCCAAUGCCUGUGCCCCCUGCGGGGUUUGCUGGGCUGACCCCAGAGGAGCUACGAGCUCUGGAGGGCCAUGAACGGCAGCACCUGGAGGCCCGGCUGCAGAGCCUGCGUAACAUCCACACACUGCUGGACGCCGCCAUGCUACAAAUCAACCAGUACCUCACCGUGCUGGCCUCCUUGGGGCCCCCUCGGCCUGCCACUUCAGUCAACUCCACUGAGGAGACUGCCACUACAGUUAUUGCUGCUGCCUCCUCCACCAGCAUCCCCAGCUCAGAGGCCACGACCCCAACCACAGGAGCCUCCCCAACAGCCCCUGAAACGGAAAGGCCUCCAGGUAGGUGUGAUUGGCCUCCAGCCAGGGGAGCAGGGAACUUCUCUAGGUUCCACUUCCAGUCUCUUUGUCCCCAGCUCCUGAGUCAGUGGGCACAGAGGAGAUGCCCGAGGAUGGAGAGCCUGAUGCAGCAGAGCUCCGCCGGCGCCGCCUGCAAAAGCUGGAGUCUCCUGUUGCCCACUGACACUGCCCCAGCCCAGCCCCAGCCCCUGCUCUUUUGAGCAGCCCUCGCUGGAACACAUCCUGCCACCAAGUGCCAGCUCCCUGUCUGUCUGCAGCAGGGAGUAGUACCCCCAGCUCUGAGAAAGAGGCGGCAUCUCCUAGGCCAAGUGGAAAGAGGCUGGGGUUCCCAUUUGACUCCAGCCCUCAGAGUCCCAGGCAGCCAUGGGGAUCUCGGGUCAGUUCCAGCCUUCCUCUCCAACUCUUCAGCCCUGUGUUCUGCUGGGGCCAUGAAGGCAGAAGGUUGAGGCUCUGAGAAGCCCUCUUCUUCCCCCACCCCUUUCUGGGAGAAGGGGCAGCCCCUCUGAGCCCUACUUGUAUGUGUGGAGUCACACUGCAGUGCCGAACAGUAUUAGCUCCCGUUCCCAAGUGUGGACUCCAGAGGGGCUGGAGGCAAGCUAUGAACUUGCUCCCUGGCCCACCCGUAAGACUGAUACCCAUUUCCUUUUCUUACCCUGAUCUCCCCAGAAGCCUCUUGUGGUGGUGGCUGUGCCCCCUAUGCCCUGUGGCAUUUCUGCGUCUUACUGGCAACCACACAACUCAGGGAAAGGAAUGCCUGGGAGUGGGGGGGGCAGGCGGGCAGCACUGAGGGACCCUGCCCCGCCCCUCCCCUCUCCCCAGGCCCCUUUCCCCUGCAGCUUCUCAGGUGAGACUGACCUGUCUCACCCAGCAGCCACUGCCCAGCCGCACUCCAGGCAAGGGCCAGUGUGCCUGCUCCUGACCACUGCAAUCCCAGCGCCCAAGGAAGGCCACUUCUCAACUGGCAGAACUUCUGGAGUUUAGAAUUGGAAUUACUUCCUUACUAGUGUCUUUUGGCUUAAAUUUUGUCUUUUGAAGUUGAAUGCUUAAUCCUGGGAAAGACGAAGGUCUUUCCAGUUUAGAAAAGGCUCUGUACCAAGGAGGGACCACAGGAGCUAGGACCUGCCUGCCCCUGUCUUUUCCCCUUGGUUUUGUGUUACAAGAGUUGUUGGAGACAGUUUCAGAUGAUUAUUUAAUUUGUAAAUAUUGUACAAAUUUUAAUAGCUUAAAUUGUAUAUACAGCCAAAUAAAAACUUGCAUUAACAGUU